AUGGCCACCCUGUGUCCCCCCGCGCUCCAGGGCAGCGGCUCCAGAGACAUCUUCUUCCAGGUGGUGACCCCCGACCGCAUCCCGCAGUUUGUUAUCCCGCCCCUGGACAUCCACAAGAAGCGGAGAUGCUCAGGCAAGGGGACGGGGGAGGGGACGGCUUGGAGGAGCAGCUGGGACGCGGCAGCCCGGGACGAGCACGGCUCUAAUUCAUCCUCUUUCAACUCAUCCUGCUCCAACCCAGACCCCACUGCUUUGGCAGCUCUGUCCCUGCCGCACCUCCCCAAGGUCACCACCCCGUACGGCUUUGUCACCCUGGGGCGGAGCCCGCAGGUCACCAGCGAGGAGGCGUUUUUUCACUCGGGCUCAGGCCACCCUCGGGGUCUCUGCCGCAGACAUCCCGGGAUUCCUGCUGCUGAGGAAGACUCCGGGAUGGGAGGAAGCCAGAGGGACCACAAGCAGCCAAGUCCUCGUGUCAGCGGUCACAAGGACGACGGAAGCAGCCCGACCCCAGCAGGGCUUCCCCUGGCCAGAUGUGCCAGAGACAUCCGAAUAACAGAGGCUCUGGAAAGCCAAGAGGCAGGGAAGAGGGACAGGAGGCUCCUGGGCACGGACUGUCCGAGGAGCAGCUCCCUGGAGCUCCCCGUGGCGACAGCCAGGAGGAAUUUGUUGCAGAGGAUCCUCAGGAGGCACCUUGUCCACCCGCGGCAGCUCAAGCCUGGGCAUUUCACUCUCCACUGAUCCUGCAAAACAGCUCCCAGGAGCUGAGGUUCCUUACAGACCUGAGGGAGAGACACUUCUGUCAAUGCCUCAGAGCGCUCAGAGCAUCAGGGUGUCACCUUCCCCGAGGGGACCGCCUUGAGGUGACAUUGCCACAGGGCACAGCAGUGCUGGGGAGCAGAGGGGCUGUAGGUUUGUGACUGUUCAGAGC
Onychostruthus taczanowskii (white-rumped snowfinch) is the source of this 928-nucleotide messenger RNA. RefSeq names its product C2 calcium-dependent domain-containing protein 4A-like. The coding region runs from base 1 to 738 and encodes 245 amino acids. NCBI's taxonomy places the organism in Eukaryota, Metazoa, Chordata, Aves, Passeriformes, Passeridae. The record is from RefSeq and is a predicted model, not a curated record. The transcript has a single exon.